Parathielavia appendiculata is the source of this 2319-nucleotide messenger RNA. RefSeq lists its product as uncharacterized. Gene Ontology annotation, cellular component: chromatin. Gene Ontology annotation, molecular function: zinc ion binding; DNA-binding transcription factor activity, RNA polymerase II-specific; RNA polymerase II cis-regulatory region sequence-specific DNA binding. Gene Ontology annotation, biological process: regulation of transcription by RNA polymerase II; DNA-templated transcription. Lineage: Eukaryota; Fungi; Ascomycota; Sordariomycetes; Sordariales; Chaetomiaceae. The record is from RefSeq and is a predicted model, not a curated record. The coding region runs from base 1 to 2319 and encodes 772 amino acids. The transcript has a single exon.
AUGCCAAGUUUCGGAGCCCCAUCCGAGCCGUCGCCGCCGUCCACAGCAAUAUCCCCAACCACAGGAACCGCAGCCCGGCCAGCCCUCGCCCGAGUUCCGCACGACGCCGCCAUUCUCCUCGGUCCUGACACCAGUACACAGACGCCUCCGUCUCUCCCCAACCCCGGCCCUCCGCGCAGGAUGUCCCACCACGCCGGAUGGCAUCCCCAACUGCCCGACAUGGGGGCCUGCAAUAUCAUUCGGCCCAAGCCUGGCUACUAUCCCCAGGAGGAGCAACGAGUGCCGGAGCAGCCCACCCCAGUGAACUAUCACACGGCUGAGUUUCAGACGGAUGAUAUGUCCCGCGACAACUUUGCCGUCUGGCUGUUCAACCCCCAUGCGCCCUAUGGCGAUUUUAACAUGUCUCACAUGCCUUUUAUCGACGGGGGCCUGGAGUCGGCCCUGAACAACAACAUCCAUUACGACUAUGAGUCGCUAACGAGCGGCCGAUCUCAACUCGAGACGCCCACCCGAUUUGUCGAAACCGACGAGCUCAUAUCCGAAUUUCGGCGCCAAGAGAUACUCCGCUGGUUCCAGAUGUUUCGCCAGAAACAUCCCAAGGCGGAACCCUUCGUUGCAAACCUCGUCCACGACGGUAGUGGAGACUACCCGGCCUUGAGCCUCGAAAUGAUGCGUGACUGUCUGCAGGAAUACUGGGAUCGCGUGUCUCCCCGGCUUCCCAUCGUGCACCAGCCGACUUUCUCAUGCAACCGCUGCUCCGUCUUUCUUUUGAUGGUCAUGGUUGCCUUGGGUGCUGUUUCGCUGCGCAUUCGAGAUUCGACCGGCAACCUAGCCGACUAUGGCGGCUUUGCCGACAUGAUCAUAUUGGGCGCCAGAUCGGAAAUUCUAACCGCCGAGGAAGCACAGCCCCCCGUGUCUCUCUGGGUAUCUCAGGCCCUCCUGUUGCUCGAGUUUUAUGAGAAGAUGUAUUCAUCUCGGCGGCUCCACGAACGAGCCCACAUCUAUCACUCGGUCGCGCUGACGCUUCUCCGACGGGGUAAUCCCCUCAUCGGCCGCUCCGGUAGCGAGUCCCCUCCUGAAGUGCCGUCAGCCGAGCAUCCACAGGGUGUCGGAUUGGAUUCUCACACCUGGUGGUGCCGGUGGGCCGAGACCGAAGCGAUGCACCGUGUUGUGUUUGCCGCCUUCAUGCUGGACAUAAUCCACGCCGCCAUGUUUGGGCACACCGCUGAUAUGGCUCCUCACGAGAUCCGAUUACCGCUUCCAUGCGACGACAACAUGUGGACGGCGUCCAACCCGGACACGGUGCGACAGCUCGACCAGAACCUUCGCAUGUAUGGCAUCAGACCAAUAUCCUUCCUCGAUGGGCUGAAGCGUGCACUGCAUGGAAAAGAAGUCAAGACGCACUCGUUCGGCCGCAUGAUUAUCAUGUCUGGCCUCCUGAGCGUCGGCUGGCAUCUCAGCCACAGGGAGACACAUCUCAAGUGGCUGGAUGUUACAGCGCCGUCCAAGGAAACCCACGAUGUCUGGAAAAAGAUACUCCUGAGCGCGUUCGAUGACUGGAAGCGAAGCUUCGAUGCUGCUCAAGCCGGCGCAGGAAACACCGCCCUCGCCGACGCACCGGGGUCGAACGGUCCCGUCCACAGCGCAGCCGUUCUUUACCACUUGGCGCAAAUCAGUUUGCACGUCGAUAUUGUCGACUGCCAGGUUUAUGCCGGGGCGAAGCGGCUGCUAGGGAGGAAGGUGUCGGUGAGAGACUACACCAACGUUGUCGCCCGAAUGAGGAAUUGGGCCUCAUUACCCUCCACCCGCCAUGCCAUCCUGCACGCUUUCAAACUCCUCUACCGGGUGCUGGUUGACCCGAGACGUAGCGCAAGCGCGGGCGACCGCGAGCGGUUGGAUAUUGGGCCAGGUGUUGUCAGCUUGCCGCCGAUCGAAAUCCAAACCUACUCCUGCCGUAACGAACCUGACCCGCACCGACCCUGGGUCAUGUACUACGCAGCUCUUAGCAUAUGGUCCUAUGUACGCGCCAUCAGUCGUCAGGACUCGCUUCAGGAACCUACCACCCUCACGGUUUCUCCCUUUCAGCCGGGCAACAUGAAGCCUCUGCCCGUGAAUUACGGGCGGGUGGCAGCCUAUUUAUCCAACAAUGCGAACCUCCCUGAGUUAACGGAAAGUGCGGCGAUGAGCCUGGGGGAUGGCCUGCCGGACAUGCUGGAUGCCCUGCGCGCUGCUUUUGCCGAGGCGCAUUCGGAGCUGCUUCAGGAAGCCCAUGAGCGGCUGAGAGUAUGCAAAGAGAUGCACACCAAUCCCACUGGGUGA